CGUCGCUCUCCCCCGCAUCCCAUCGCGACCCAACCCGGCGCCCGCCCCGGAUACGGUGCGCGUCUCCACUGAUCCGCACGAUCGCGCGCUCGCCCGCGCCCCGGCCCCGGCGGCCGGCCGGGUGAGCAGUAGCUGGAGCUGCGUCUGCGUGCAUGGAUCCCUCGGGGCCAGCCGGGCCGUCCUCGGCGGCGGGGAGCGGCGACGACGCGCUCGCGCCGCCGCAGCAUCAGGUCCAGCCGCUGGCUCAGGCGCAGCCGCAGCCGCAGCAGGCCGCUCCGCCUCCGCAGCUCAGCAGGUACGAAUCGCAGAAGCGGCGGGACUGGAACACGUUCCUGCAGUACCUGCGGAACCACCGGCCGCCGCUCACGCUGGCGCGGUGCAGCGGCGCGCACGUCAUCGAGUUCCUCAAGUACCUGGACCAGUUCGGCAAGACCAAGGUGCACGCCGCCGGGUGCGCCUACUUCGGCCAGCCUAACCCGCCGGCGCCCUGCCCGUGCCCGCUGCGCCAGGCCUGGGGGUCCCUCGACGCGCUCAUCGGCCGCCUGCGCGCCGCGUACGAGGAGAGCGGCCACGCGCCGGAGUCCAACCCCUUCGCGGCGCGCGCCGUGCGGAUCUACCUCCGCGACGUCCGCGACGCGCACGCCAAGGCGCGGGGCAUACCCUACGAGAAGAAGAGCCGCAAGCGCAAGCAGCCGCCGGCGGCGGCCACAGGAGAAGCGUCGUCGUCUUCGUCCUCGGCCGCGGCAGCGCGGGAGGCCGCUGCCGCCGCGAGCGCCGGGGACGGGUCCAGCAGUGGCAGCGUGGCGGCGAAAGCUGCACCGACCACCGGCGGCGGCCAGGGAAGCGCCACUACUACAGCCGCUCCUGCACCGACCAGCACGUCCCGAGUACAGUAGAACCAACUUUUGAAAAUCAUGUCUAUCUGCUAGCUUCUGCACGUCUCGCGCUAUAUAACGUCGAGCUUCAAUUUGCAACAUUCGAGCUAGUAUAUUAUUUCUUCUGCCAUUUGGUUUCGGCAUCGUUCUUGCUCUUUACAAACCGCCUCGAUCUCUCUCUCUCUCUCUCUCUCCUCUUGCAUCUUUUGUUUUUCCUUUUUGUUUGCUGAAUUAGCCAGCUACUAGGUCAGUCAGUAAUAAUAAUAUACUACAUGGCAAUUGGCAAAAAAAUUGUAGUAUCCAGGAUGGGAGGAAGUGAGUUAAUCAAUAGGUCUUAUUGUACACUGCUUGUUGCUUGCCCAUGGGCCAUGGUGAGAUAAAAAAAGAGCAAGACUUAUUCGAGGCU
Zea mays is the source of this 1281-nucleotide messenger RNA. RefSeq names its product putative protein of unknown function (DUF640) domain family protein. Gene Ontology annotation, cellular component: nucleus. The record is from RefSeq and is marked provisional. NCBI's taxonomy places the organism in Eukaryota, Viridiplantae, Streptophyta, Magnoliopsida, Poales, Poaceae. Gene Ontology annotation, biological process: response to light stimulus; mRNA transcription. The coding region runs from base 153 to 896 and encodes 247 amino acids. The transcript has a single exon.